UACGUCCCUGUGAUAGUGCGGCGGAGCACCAUCUUAUUGAAAAUAAAAAUCAUCAUUACCGUAUAAUGCAGGAAUGGCAGGAAAUAUGGAAUCAGCAAGCAUUGUUAGGUAAUUAAUACCAGUUACAGUGCCUUCAAAUCGAAAAGGUUAAAUGAGUCCCCUUGAAGACAAACCGCACCACACAUUUACACCAGGCAAAUUUACAGCUUUUUCAAUUGUCCUAUUCUAAAAGGGACACACAUGUCACAAUCGAUUGUAUCGAAAAUCUCGCAAAAGUGAAGGCACGAUUCCUUAUUGGUUCACUGACAGUGCCGCGAGAUUUUUCAUUUGAAAUAUUCUCAUAUCAUUGGUUAGACGUUCGCUCCACCUGGUGUGCCAGCUGUCAACGUACGUUCACGUGCCCACGCCAAUUUCCAACCUAUUCCUUUUCACCAUUCGGUAAUCACACCAGGCAACCGUUCUUCCAAAUUACGUGAUCUUUCGAAACGAAAUCCACGUGAAAAAUGUCAGUGCAAAGUCAUCCAUUUACCUCUACUGAGGAAAUUAUCAAUUUUGAGACGGGAGACACAGCUGUGAUACUCUCAGGUUACGUCGAUAAGAUUGAUGGGAUGAAAACUGUCAGCAAUGGAAAAAAAACUUUGCUAAAGUUCGUAAUGAACAAUGGGGAUGGAGCGAGGAUUCGUGUACUGAUGUGGGACAAUGUCGCCAAGGUCAACUCACCGAAAAUUUCUCAUUACCAGAAAAUGUAUAUCACUAUGGGUUGCAUUACUCCUGUCAAUACUGCUUAUCAUGGGAACGAAGACGUUGUUGAUGUGGAGUUCAACGUUCAGGCAGCGAGCACCAUAAAAUAUCUGGGAAGUCUCGAUGGAGCUGGAAUAAUUGUCCCAGAAAAUUACCCUGAAGUUGCCAUGGAAACUCUACUUCGUCACCAAAACGCUCCAGUGUCAGUUACUGGAUUCAUCAAGAGUCCAUUCGUUGAAGUUGUUCAUUUCUCAGCUUCGUACGGUGGAGGCAGCAUUGUCAAUGGCAAACACAGACUCGCUGUCCAAAUUGCUAUUUUCAAGGAGACGAAAGAGAUUAAGGUUGGAACGUGUGUCAAGCUCAUGGGGAAACUGAAGUCCAGGGUCUUGAAGACAAACAAGGCAUAUCCCGAGUACUACUUCGAAGUUCCAGACAUGAGUCAUGUCGUUUUGAUCGAGGGUAAAACGGCUACGGAGGAAGAAAUGUCAAAAGCGAUCAUCUCAGCGACCUCUAAACGCUACUCGACUGGAGAUUUACCGGAACCAAAACGUUUCUCGAACGGUCAGGGUGUAGAAGAAAUUCAGAGAGCGAUGUCAAUUGAGAAGAAUGACUAGGUUCAAAGGGGUAUUAUUAUCUGUACUGUUAUUUCAACUGAGAGACAAUAUUUAUUGCUGUUAUCACUAAUCUUUUCGUAGAUUUUUCUCAAAUUAAAUUCCCUGUGAUUUCAUGGAGAUUGAGAAAAAAAUUUUCAAGAGAACAAUCAUAAUGUAAAAAAUAAUUUCGUCACGUAAAGGACUUAACUUUCUAAAAAAAAAUUAUUCGAGGCUAGAAUUUCAUUAACUUAGAGAUGACUAGAGAAAGACUAGAUUUAUCGAUAACUUCUUUUCAAAGACUAAAAAACUAUAAAUUGACUAGGGCAGUAUUUCCUUAACCUAAACUCGACGAGAGAAAGACUAGAGACGUAAAUUAAUUGGAAACUCCAAUUUGUGAUAUACAUUCGUGAAUAAUAAUAAUUUAAUUUAUAAAAAUAUAACUAAUUGUGAUAUGCAAGGGCCAAAUGUACAAAGCACUAGAGCAGUAUUUCCUUAACCUAAACUCGACUAGAGAAAGACUAGAGACGUAGAUUAAUUGGAAACUCCAAUUUGUGAUAUUCAUUCGUGAGUAAUAAUAAUUUAAUUUAUCAAAAUAUAACUAAUCGUUAUAUGCAAGGGCCAAAUGUACAAAGCACUAGAGCAGUAUUUCCUUAACCUAAACUCGACUAGAGAAAGACUAGAGACUUAAAUUAAUUGGAAACUCCAAUUUGUGACAUUCAUUCGUGAAAAAUAAUUUAAUUUAUCAAAAUAUAACUAAUCGUGAUAUUCAAGGGCCAAAUGUACAAAGCAUUAAUAGAAACAAAGAUUCGAAUCGUAGAUAAUUUAGAGCCUACAAAAAAUAUUUUUAAACAGUUCUUGCAUAAUCAAUACUUUUAAUAUGAGAAAAAGACUAAUUAAGUUCUCUGACGAAUAUGAUUGUUACACAUCUUGAGUAGAAUCGAAUUUCCAUUUUCUCAUACAUAGAUGGAAAGAUUGUUUGUAUUCCAUCGAUACUUUAAGAUAAUUGUGUACCUUUUUUCAAUCGAUUCUUUAAGAUAGUUGUGUAUAUUUUUCAGUUAAAAAAAGUUCAAUUUUAUGUUUUAUGUGAUUCAAGCAAACAGCAUGCACUUGAAAAAAUAUUGUUAUUCAAAAGCGAAAAAAUGAGUGAAACAAAAUUGUAAUAAUCCCAUUAUCCUCAUUGCCAUAUAAUGUAUGUAACGUAAUGUUUCUUUGUAUUCUCUUCCCGUUUGUAAGAUGUUUGUAUGGAAAAUAAAGGGUGAUUUUGUCAUAAAACAGAAAUUUUUUGUCAUAAAAAACAGAAAUAAAUAAACGAACAUCACUUUUAAUUGAAUUUGGUACAAUUUUCUCUUCAUUUUGAAAUGAGGGAAAGGAAUUAUUGCGGGAAGGAGAAAUUUGCGACGGUCGUUCAUGCGGAUUGGGGUGGAUAUUCAUGGAAAGAGCAUGAGCUACACGAGACUUUGGGUGCUAUUUUGUCAAUAUAAAACAGAAGUAUUGUUGUUUCCCACAUUAUUGAAUAGUUAUAAUCUAAAAACAAUUCAGAAAUCAUAUUUUAACAGUUCCGGAAGUUGUGAGACACCAAAAAGCAUCGAGUUUCAUUCUUUGAUGUUAAAAUAUCAAAAAUUGAUAACUCACGAAGAGAUUCGAAUGGUCCAUUGAAUUUCGUAGGAGAAAAAAACUACAGUAAAUAAAUACGCCUAACCUCCAUUCACAGUUCAUGUCGCCCUACUUGCAUGGAAUUCUCUACUCUUAGAUGAUAAUAACGAUGCACAACGAAUACAAAACGUGAUUCUCUUGCAGGGAAAUAAAUUUCAGAGCGCUGAGGGGUCGAUGGGCUAAUUCUUUCAUUAUUCACUCGAGUUGUCAAGAACCAAAUCCUGUGCUCCGUUCAUAUCCUCAAUCACUCAGUCAAGAUUCCUCGCACUCCUUCCUGAAGUGAUUGUCAGCAUCAAGAACAUUGCAGUGAUUAUCCCAUCGAAACAUUUACAGAUUUUCAAGAAAAAAUAGUUUCAAGAGUUUACACAUAGAGAAUCAGAUCCGAGAACUCAGAUCCUAGAAACCAGAUCCUAGAACACAAAUCGUAGAACUCAGGUCCUAGAACUCACAUCGAGUCGUACAGAAUCGGAGCCAGAAAUUUCAGAGUCCAGAAAUUUUCAACCGUAAAACCAGUCACGAGUCUUUUCAUACAGAUACUGAAACAUACAACCAAUACAAGAAUCCAACUUUCCAGAGAUUCAAAACCGAAAACUCAGUUUCAAGUUUUUGAAUACAGAUACGGAAACUUCCAUUUAAUAUGACAAAACACUAGAUAUUGAACGAAACAAAAUAGAUCGAGAUUUACUUGCAAUUGUAAUAACAGAAUAAACACGCUGAAUGUUUGAGUCCAAAGGUUCUAUUGAUAUUC
Molecule: messenger RNA, 3735 nt
Organism: Diachasmimorpha longicaudata
Lineage: Eukaryota; Metazoa; Arthropoda; Insecta; Hymenoptera; Braconidae
Exons: 5
Coding region: 504-1355 (283 amino acids)
Source: RefSeq, a predicted model, not a curated record